CUACUUGGGGUGCUGCGACCGGAAAGGUUGCCUUGACUCCUUCCCCCCACCGCAGACCAAACUCGUGCCUCUUCAACCUUUAACCUAAACUUCAACACCUUUACCAAACAUCCAUCCAUCCAUCAUCAUCAUCAUAAUCAUCAAACAAAGCCACUGAAACGAACACAUCUUCUACCACCGUCUUAUUAUCACCAACAAACAACACCGUCAAGAUGCGAUCAAAGUUUAAGGACGAACACCCCUUUGAGAAGCGCAAGGCCGAAGCCGAGCGCAUCCGCCAGAAAUAUGCCGACCGCAUUCCAGUUAUUUGCGAGAAGGUCGAGAAAUCAGACAUCGCAACCAUCGACAAGAAGAAGUAUCUCGUACCAGCCGAUCUCACCGUAGGCCAGUUUGUCUACGUAAUCCGAAAGCGCAUUAAGCUGUCCCCGGAGAAGGCCAUCUUCAUCUUCGUCGAUGAGGUCCUCCCUCCGACCGCUGCUCUCAUGAGUAGCAUUUACGAGGAGCACAAGGAUGAAGACGGAUUCCUCUACAUAACUUACUCGGGCGAGAACACUUUCGGCGACGCCGCUUAAGACGUACGCUCUCUCAGAUUUCCCCCCCAAUGGCGUUAACGGUUUAUCUCUGGCUGGACAACAACGAUGUGAUUAUUAGUGGUGAUGAAUUAUGGAUAGGGACAGGAAUAGUUACGACAGAUGACUGAUAGGGGUUGCGUCUGUCUGUCUGCCUGGUCACAUCGCGUUCCCAAGUGUGUAGAUGACAAUUAGAUGCACCCUUUUUGAUUCCAUAUAAUCAAUAUCAGUGUGGCCUGUCCAUAAAUUCAUCCUAUGCAGAGCCUAGGGUGAUUUGCACAAACGAGCAUUUGCGGUUAGAUCCGUUAAAGCAUCGCUAUUCCCAAUGAUUAGGGUAACCUAUAACCUGUGUUAGGUACCAAGCACCGGACCACCGUACACAGCUUGCGUUCUCCAACAGACGCUUUCUUAGAUAACCUACUCUGUGCAUAGCUUCGCAGGCCUCCCUCUGGGCACGGUCCUGUUAUAUAUGGUUCCCUUAUAGCUUAAAGCGUUUGAAUAAACUCCAGCUUCAUUUUCUUGAAACAAGUUAAAAACGAUAUAACAGGUCCUACCUGAUACUUUACAUACUUAGAUACCUCUAAUAUAGCCACGCUUCAAUCACAUGUUGCCAGAUUAUAUAU
This is a messenger RNA of Daldinia decipiens, 1192 nucleotides long. RefSeq names its product microtubule-associated protein. The transcript has 4 exons. Gene Ontology annotation, molecular function: phosphatidylethanolamine binding. The coding region runs from base 213 to 572 and encodes 119 amino acids. Gene Ontology annotation, cellular component: cytosol; fungal-type vacuole membrane; autophagosome. The record is from RefSeq and is a predicted model, not a curated record. Gene Ontology annotation, biological process: cellular response to nitrogen starvation; macroautophagy. NCBI's taxonomy places the organism in Eukaryota, Fungi, Ascomycota, Sordariomycetes, Xylariales, Hypoxylaceae.